UUUAAAAACAAACCCACACAUAUUCCCCCAUUCCUCCUCAGAUUCCAACACCCUCUUCCUCUCACUAUUCCAAAACCCACAUCCAUACUCUGCUUUUCCCCCUCUCUUCACAUCUCCAGCCAUGUCUCUCACCCGCCUCUCUUCCUCUUCACCCCCAUCAUCAAAACUCUUCCACAAACCGAUCCACCAUCGAAACGACUCCGACGAGCUCGAUGUAUUCGAAGCCGCCAAGUACUUCUCCGGUUACAACGAACCCAUUCGCCACCACUACACCACAAGCAAAAACAGAGCAUCCUCUGUUUCCCGAAGAAUGAGCCUAGACACGUCAAUGUCAAACAUAAACGACCACCAACAGCAAAUCCUGAAGGAAAAGACCUUCGUCAACAGAAACGGGAAGCCAUAUAAGCAGCCGAGCUCGCCAGGAGGGAGGCUAGCGAGCUUUCUAAACACUCUGUUUCACCAAGCGGCAGGGGGUUCCAAGAAGAAGAACAAGAAGAAGCAGCCACCCAAAUUGACGGAGGAAGAAGACGAGAUCAGCCCAUGUGGGCGGAAGCGGAGGAGCAGCAUUAGCUAUUUCUCCAGAUCAUUUGCUGAUACGAAAUCAUGGUACUCUGCUACAUCGUCGAAAUCGGAGUUCAGGAGGAGUCCUCCGCCGCUCUGCACUCCGACCAAGGCCGGGUUCAGAACCGUGGUUUGCGGUUUGAAUCAGAAACCGGUUUCGGGCAGGGAUUCGUGGUGUUUGGAUGAGAAGGUGGCUAAGCUUAGCAGCAACGAUGGGUUGUUGUUGACUGGUUGUGAGGAAUCGAAGGUGGAUGAUGAUGGAGGUGAGAGUGAUGCCAGUUCUGAUUUGUUUGAGCUGCAGAACUAUGAUUUGGAUGCUUACUCUAGUGGUCUGCCUGUUUAUGAAACGACGGAUGUGGGUAGCAUCACAAGUGGGAAAUAGUAACCAUAUGAAGGAUAUGUGAGGAUUAGUUUAAUUAAUAAAUCAAUUAAUCAUUUUGGGAAUCUGAUCUUUGUACAUUGUGGUUCUUUCUCCCUUCUAAUUCCUCACAAAUUUUGUUUCUUUGUUGUUUUUUUUGUUGUUUUUACUGUUUAGAAGCUAUGAUAAGAAAGAAUUGGAAUUAUG
Linum trigynum is the source of this 1126-nucleotide messenger RNA. The record is from the annotation of a GenBank genome assembly. Lineage: Eukaryota; Viridiplantae; Streptophyta; Magnoliopsida; Malpighiales; Linaceae.